CUUUUAUGGCCCUAGAGGGAAGUGUCCCCUUGGAGGGGGGUCUUUCCCUAAAGCCUUGGUGUUCUUUGCGUUCCAGCUGCCAUGGCCUCUGCUGUGCCCCACAAGGAGGAGGCUGUCCAGAGCUCCCCAGAGGUGGAGCAGGAGGCUGCAGUGAAGGAGGUGGCCAAUCUGAGCCUGGUGAGCUCUGCCUGUGACGUGGUUUCUGCAGCUUAUGCCUCCAGCAAGGAGAGCCACCCCUACCUGAGGUCUGUGUGUGACACUGCAGAGAAGAGAGUGCAGAGUGUGACCGAGGCCACGGCCAGCUGUGUGCAGCCUGUGCUGGCCACCCUGGAGCCCCACGUUGCUGCAGCGAGUGAGUAUGCUGCCAAGGGUUUGGAUAAACUGGGGGAGAAGCUGCCACUCCUUCCAAGGCCAGCAGAACAGAUUCUCUCUGACACAAAGGAGUUGCUGUCAUCCAGAGUGGCUGAGGUGAAGGAGGCUGUGAGCAGCAGAGUGCUGGAGGUGCUGGAUGUCACCAGGGAGACUCUGCAGGGCAGCGAGGGGGCUGCCACACCCGCAGUGACCAGUGCUGCUGGGCUGGCGCCUGCAGGGGGACAGAAGAGUGUCUGUGGAGCAGAGGCUGCGCUGGGGACAGCAGAAGGUGACUCUCUCCCCAUUGGAAAGGAGGAGCUAGCGCAGGGGACGGUGCGUGAGGAGGGCGCGGCGGUGCUGGCCCGGCAGCGCUCUGUGCGCCGGGGCUCUGGCUCGGAGGAGCUGAGCCUCUUGGCCCCGCUGCGCUCCACAGGCAGGAUCAGGCCGGUCUGGCAGGGCGUGCAGGGGGCCCUGGCGCAGCUCCACUGCAUCCUCGGGCUGAUUGAGGCGUUUAAGCAAGGAUUUAAUCAAAAGCUUCAGGAGGGGCAGGAGAAACUACAGCAGAUGUGGCUGGACUGGAGUAGGCAGUAUCUCAAAGAGAGUGGAGAUAAAAGCCCUGCAGAGCCUGAGGAGAUGGAGUGUCUGACGCUGCUGAUGGCACGCAGGAUCAGCCAGCAGCUGCAGCUCACCUGCUCUGGGCUGGUGGCUGCCAUGCAGGGCCUUCCCUGCAGCCUGCAGGACAAGCUGAAGCAGGCUCUGGGUGCCAUCAAGGAGCUGCAUGCUGCUUUCUCAGAGGCAAACUCCUUCCAGGACUUGUCCAGCAGUGUCCUGACCCAGAGCCAGAGGGAGCUGGCUGUGAUUCAGGGGUACAUGGAGGAGCUGCUGGAUUACCUGAAGAACAAGACUCCUCUGUCCUGGCUGGUGGGACCCUUCUCCCCCAGGGAGGAGGAGGAUCAAUCCUCCCAGGAGGAGGCAGGGGCAGCAGGAGCUGGGCACCUGGACACCUCCAGCACCCCCAUGUAAAGGCUAAAGCAAUAACAGCUGUUGGCUUUAAACCCUCAGUGAGUGGAAAGUGUGAAGAACUGUCUUCCUAAAAGCUGCUUGUACAGGGUCAGAAAUGCUUAAAAUAAAA
Messenger RNA from Motacilla alba alba, 1483 nucleotides. Its product is annotated as perilipin-3-like. Gene Ontology annotation, cellular component: cytosol; lipid droplet. NCBI's taxonomy places the organism in Eukaryota, Metazoa, Chordata, Aves, Passeriformes, Motacillidae. Gene Ontology annotation, biological process: lipid storage; positive regulation of triglyceride storage. Bases 82 to 1374 code for a protein of 430 amino acids. The record is from RefSeq and is a predicted model, not a curated record. The transcript is spliced from 7 exons.